UUGAAGAAUUGGUUGGAAUCCGAUAAGGUUAGGGUCUUCCUCCUUUCUCUGCCUCAUAUCCGCCGCUUUCUUCUUGGCCGAUCAGUCGCAGGCAAACUCAAUCGAAUUAUCUAUCAGCUCCGGCGGAGGCAGUGAUCUCAGUAGAGGACAUACCAUACCAUGUCGUGCACCGCCACCAUCGCCUCCUCCCUCUCUUUCACCUCCACAACAUGCCGUCGACUUAUCCGCCCUCUCCCUGCCAUCCGGAUGUCCGCCGAGGAUAGUGAUAGGCCCAGCCUGGGCAGGCCUCUGCUUCCACCGCCCUUCCGCCUCCUCACCUUCCGAUCCCUCCCGAUCGCUGCCGCCGUAGCGCUGGCCACCUCGCCCUUGCCCGCGCUGGCGGAGCAGAUCGAGAAGGCGGCGCUGUUCGACUUCAACCUGACGCUGCCGGCCAUCGCCAUCGAGUUCCUCCUCCUGAUGGUGGCGCUGGACAAGAUCUACUUCACGCCGUUGGGCAAGUUCAUGGACGAGCGGGACGCCGCCAUCCGAGGCAAACUGUCCGACGUGAAAGACGUGUCCGCCGAGGUGAAGCAGCUGGAGGAGCAGGCAGCUGCGGUGAUGAAGGCGGCGCGGGCCGAGAUCUCGGCCGCACUGAAUCAGAUGAAGAAGGAGACGACGGAGGAGCUGGAGAAGAAGCUGGCGGAGGGCCGGAAGCGGGUGGAGGCGGAGCUAGCGGAGGCGCUGCAGAACUUGGAGAGGCAGAAGGAUGAAACGAUCAAGGCCCUUGACUCGCAGAUUGCCGCCCUCAGCGAUGAGAUCGUCAAGAAGGUUCUCCCUAGCGUUUGAUUCCGCUCCUCCUUUUUCUCCUUUCUUCUUUCUCUUUGCUGUGCUCUGCUCUGCUCUGCAAUCGUAGUAAGUUGGUAGUGGCCGUAUAAAGAAAAGAACUUUAUUCAUUACUGCCGAACCGCAAUAUCGUUACAGAUUUACCGAACUGUAAUAUCGUAAUGUUGGAUACAACUAAUUUGUUGUCGGAGAUAUACAAAAUAUUAGUUGAAUUUAAA
This is a messenger RNA of Zingiber officinale, 1040 nucleotides long. RefSeq names its product ATP synthase subunit b', chloroplastic-like. NCBI's taxonomy places the organism in Eukaryota, Viridiplantae, Streptophyta, Magnoliopsida, Zingiberales, Zingiberaceae. The coding region runs from base 160 to 825 and encodes 221 amino acids. Gene Ontology annotation, molecular function: proton transmembrane transporter activity. Gene Ontology annotation, biological process: proton motive force-driven ATP synthesis. The transcript has a single exon. The record is from RefSeq and is a predicted model, not a curated record.